AUGGAUUCAAUUCAACAGCAUGACAAACAGAAUUACUACAAUGUUUAUGAAAAGUGUUUACUGCUGUGCGGACAAUGGCCUUAUCAGAAACCUCGCGAGAGAUUGCUCUACAUGAGUGUUAUCCUUACGUGGAUUCUUACUGUUUUUGUCGUACAGAUAGCGCAGUUUUUCGUAUGCGAGACGUUGGAUUGCACGUUGCAAACUUUGCCAUCCCAUAUGGUCCUAUGGAUAGUUAUAGUGAAACUAUUAACUUGUUAUUUCAAUAAUCAAAAAAUUAAAUAUCUCAUUGAACAAUUACAUGCGGAUUGGAAUAUUCUCGAAACUGAAGAAGAGUGGGAGAUUAUGAGGAGGUAUGCCAUGGAUGGCAGAUGGUACGCUUUGCUAUACGUCUUGUACGCUUACAUUGGUAUGUCUAUAUUCGCGUCAUCCGCGCUUUUACCCCGUAUCUUGGACGCUAUGUUUCCCCUGAACGAGACCCGUCCGUUAGUAAUGCCGUGUCCGGCAUACUACUUUGUCGACGAGACUAAAUACUUUUAUUACAAAUAUUUCCAUCUUCAAAUUGGCGGCAUGGUAUGUGUAAGCGGGCUUGUCGCACAUGAUUGCACCUUCUUAACUUACGUCCAACACGCCUGUGGCCUUUUCGCCGUUGUGGGAUUUAAGUUCGAACACCUAUUAUAUAAACGUAAUGGUACGAAGAAAUUUCUGAUUGAUACUUCGGAUGACGUGUACGUCAAAAAUAUUGCAUUUUCCAUACAAGCUCAUCAAAGAACUCUGCGAUUUGUUACCCUUGUCGAGGACACAUUCUCUUCAUCCUUCGCCAUACAAUUUCUGAUAAUCGUAAUUGCAAUGAGCUGUAGUUUGAUACAACUCUCGGUGGAAAUGCAAGGUGACGUGAUGGAAUUGAUAAGAUACUUUUUAUAUUUCGUAGGUCAGUUAUUCCAUUUAGUCAUUUUAAGCUUGCAGGGACAAAGAUUGACAGAUCAUAGUUUUGAAACACAUGCAAAAAUUUAUAAUGGAUUGUGGUACAACAUACCCGUAAAGUCGCAAAAACUACUGUUAUUCGCCAUGACAAAGAGCACGGAAUUUAUUUUCUUGUCAGCCGGAAAGAUAUACAUACUUUGUUUAGAAAAUUUUACAUUGAUCAUGAAAACUUCGGUCUCCUAUUUUACGGUAAUGUCAUCCUUCAGCGAGCCGUGA
Molecule: messenger RNA, 1197 nt
Organism: Odontomachus brunneus
Lineage: Eukaryota; Metazoa; Arthropoda; Insecta; Hymenoptera; Formicidae
Product: odorant receptor 63a-like
Exons: 9
Coding region: 1-1197 (398 amino acids)
Biological process (GO): detection of chemical stimulus involved in sensory perception of smell; sensory perception of smell
Cellular component (GO): plasma membrane
Molecular function (GO): olfactory receptor activity; odorant binding
Source: RefSeq, a predicted model, not a curated record